Molecule: messenger RNA, 1164 nt
Organism: Coffea eugenioides
Lineage: Eukaryota; Viridiplantae; Streptophyta; Magnoliopsida; Gentianales; Rubiaceae
Product: cinnamoyl-CoA reductase 1-like
Exons: 6
Coding region: 21-995 (324 amino acids)
Molecular function (GO): oxidoreductase activity, acting on the CH-OH group of donors, NAD or NADP as acceptor
Source: RefSeq, a predicted model, not a curated record
UUUACAAUCAAUCACAGAGAAUGAGCGGAGCAGGGAAGGUGGUUGGUGUGACGGGAGCUUCAGGGUACGUAGCUUCAUGGCUGGUGAAGCUGCUGCUUGAGCGGGGUUACACUGUUAAAGCUUCCGUUCGUGACCUCAAUGAUCCAGACAACAUAGAACAUUUGAUUUCACUUGAUGGAGCCAAGGAAAGGCUUCACUUGUUUGUUGCUGACUUGAUGAAAGAUGGAUCAUUUGAUGAAGUGGUUGAUGGAUGUGAAGGUGUUUUUCAUACUGCAUCUCCAUUCAAACCUGUAGUUAGUGAUCCAGAGGCAGAAUUGUUGGACCCUGCGGUAAAGGGAACUCUGAAUGUGCUACAAUCAUGUGCAAGAGUUUCAUCUGUCAAAAGAGUGGUAGUGACAUCUUCUAUAGCCUCGGUUGCAUACAACCGAGAAGCGAAGGAUGGUGUUGUAGUCGAUGAAAGUUGGUUUUCAGAGCCAUCAUACUGUGAAGAACGCAAGCUCUGGUAUGUACUUUCAAAAACGUUGGCAGAGACUGCUGCAUGGAAGUUCUCAAAGGAGCAUGGCAUUGAUAUGAUUACAAUUCAUCCAUCAUGGAUCAUUGGUCCUCACUUGCAGCCUUCUAUCAAUACAAGUGUGCAAUUGAUCCUGAGCCUACUAAAUGGGGAUGAAUCAUUUCCUUACGCAAAUUUUAGAUGGGUUGAUGUUAGAGAUGUUGCCCAUGCACAUAUUCUUGCCUAUGAAAACCCUUCUGCAAGUGGAAGAUAUUGUCUUGUUGAGAGAGCUGCACACACCUCUCAGGUGAUCAAGAUUUUGCAAGAACUUUAUCCUACUCAUCAUUUUCCAGACAAGCUUUCACAUGACAGCAUCCUCAUUAAUCCAGACUACUCAGUAUCCAAUGAGAAGGCAAAAGCUUUGGGAGUUCAGUUCAUUCCUUUGGAGGAGAGCCUAAAGGAUACUAUUGAAGGCUUCAAGAAGAAGAAUUUAGUCAGUAUUUAGGCCAUGGCAUCAAGUUUUCUAGUUGAAUUGUUGUUUGAAUAAUUGAGGAAAGCAGUUUUCACAUUCUCAGACCUUUUUUGUUCUUAUUUCUCCCCUUGCUGGUGCCAGGAUUGCAAAAGGAUAUUGCCAAUCUAGAUUGUAAUAAGUGGUAAAAUCAGUUGAUUAAUAU